Harpia harpyja (harpy eagle) is the source of this 1657-nucleotide messenger RNA. Its product is annotated as nuclear receptor subfamily 2 group F member 5-like. The transcript is spliced from 3 exons. NCBI's taxonomy places the organism in Eukaryota, Metazoa, Chordata, Aves, Accipitriformes, Accipitridae. Gene Ontology annotation, molecular function: RNA polymerase II cis-regulatory region sequence-specific DNA binding; zinc ion binding; nuclear receptor activity. Gene Ontology annotation, biological process: regulation of transcription by RNA polymerase II; cell differentiation; anatomical structure development. The coding region runs from base 99 to 1208 and encodes 369 amino acids. The record is from RefSeq and is a predicted model, not a curated record.
UCCCUUACUUCCCCCACCUCCCCUUCCCCUCCAACCCCAUCCCUCCCCGCCAAAGACACCCCAUUUCACCCGGGGGGGGUGGGGGCUCCCCCCCAAGCAUGGCCCUGACUGCGGGGCCGUGGCCGGAACCUCCCCUUCCUCCUCCUCCUCCUCCUCCUCCCGGUGGCCCGGAGGUGGCGGGGAAGGCGGGGGGGGACUGCCUGGUGUGCGGGGACAAGGCGAGCGGGAAGCACUACGGGCAGGUGACCUGCGAGGGCUGCAAAAGCUUCUUCAAACGCUCCGUUCGUCGCAAUCUUUCCUACAGCUGCCGGGGGGGUCGGGAUUGCCCCGUGGAUCAACCCCACCGCAACCAGUGCCAGUACUGCCGGCUCCGCAAGUGUCUGCGUGUGGGGAUGCGGAGGGAAGCCGUGCAGCGAGGCCGCAUGGCGCACGCCCCGAGCAGUCCCGGCCAAUAUCCCGUGGUCCCCAGGGAUCCCUAUGGCGGUCACGGCUAUUUAAGCGGCUUCAUCUCCUUGCUGCUCCGCGCCGAACCGUACCCCCCGGCUCGCUACGGCUCCCAGUGCCUGCAACCCAGCGGUGUGGUCAGCAUCGAGAGCAUCUGCGAGCUGGCCGCUCGCCUCCUCUUCAGUGCCAUCGAAUGGGCCAAGGGCAUCCCUUUCUUCCCGGAUUUGCAACUUUCUGAUCAAGUCGCUUUGCUCCGGUUGGGUUGGAGCGAGCUCUUCGUGUUGAACGCGGCGCAGUCAGCUUUACCGUUGCAUGCCGCCCCGUUGUUGGCCACCGCCGGGCUCCAUGCCGCUCCGAUGGCUGCCGACCGCGUGGUGGCUUUCAUGGAUCACAUCCGCCUCUUCCAGGAGCAGGUGGAGAAGCUGAAGGUGCUGCGCGUCGACGCCGCCGAGUACGCCUGUCUCAAGGCCGUGGCUCUCUUCUCCCCUGACGCAGUGGGGCUGUCAGACCCGGGGCAGGUGGCUGGCCUGCAGGAGAAGUCGCAGUGCGCACUGGAGGAGCACGUGCGGCGGCAGCACCCCAGCCAGCCCAGCCGGUUCGGGCGCCUGCUCCUGCGCCUGCCUGCCCUCCGCAGCGUCUCCGCCCCUGGCAUCCAGCAGCUCUUCUUCAGCCGCCUGGUCGGCAAGACCCCCAUCGAGACCCUCAUCCGCGACAUGCUGCUUGCCGGUGCCACCCUCAACUGGCCCUACGGCCCCAUGCAGUGACACCCUGUCCCGGGAUGGGGACCCCAAGGAGGAGACCCCAAAGAUGGGGACACCAAGGACAGGGAUCCCAAGGUUGGGACCCCAAGGAUGGGAUGCCAAAGAUGGGAUCCCAAUGAUGGGACCCCCAAAGACAGGGACAUGAAGGAUGGGGACCCCAAGGAUGGGAUCCCAAAGAUGGGGACCCCCAAGGAUUGGCCCCCAAGGAGGGGACUCCAAAGAUGGGGACACCGAGGUUGGUGACCCCAACAAUGGGGACCCAGGGACAGGGAUGCUGCUGGGGGGGAUUUUUUUUUUUCCCCUAUUUAAGGGAGAAAAGCAGGUUUUGGGGCGCUAAACCGCAAGUGCUAGGGGGAAGCAGCCCCCAGCUGGUGCCUCCCCCUGCGGGGCAUGGGGAGAGGGGGGACUAUUUAUAAAGAGAAAAUAAAAUAAAAGCCUAUAUUAUAUCCUCA